Molecule: messenger RNA, 7967 nt
Organism: Epinephelus moara (kelp grouper)
Lineage: Eukaryota; Metazoa; Chordata; Actinopteri; Perciformes; Serranidae
Gene: pld1b
Product: phospholipase D1b
Exons: 26
Coding region: 244-3366 (1040 amino acids)
Biological process (GO): intracellular signal transduction; cell motility; regulation of microvillus assembly
Molecular function (GO): phosphatidylinositol binding; D-type glycerophospholipase activity
Source: RefSeq, a predicted model, not a curated record
UGUCUGUUGGGGCACUGUGAAUGUGUGUGUGUGUGUCUGUGGAUGUGUGUGUGUGUGAGUGAGUGAGUGUGUGCGUGAGGAGACUUGAAGAGAGACUGCAGAGGAGGACAGCAGUGGCUUCUUGGAGUAAGUUUGUUCUCUGACAGAGAGAAAGUUAAGGGAAGUGAAGAUGAUGAUGGUGAUGGGCUUCCCUCAGCCUCUGUGGGCUCAGGUGAGCCCCGGGCUCCAGACUGAGUGCUAGCCAUGUUGCAGUCAUCCCAGCCGACUUCCAGCACCCUGCAGCUGGUUGCCAAUGAUAUGAGUGGCAUCAUGGAGAAGCUGGACACCCGCGAGCUUGACCUGGAAGAUGGAGAGUACGACACAACCGACGCCCAUGACUCAGGCGAGCGUUUGCCCUUCACUGCGAUCUACCACACGGUUGGUUUCAAGGAGUCCGAGGCCAAAGUCUUCCUGACCUCUCCGAUCACCGCCAAGAUCCUGGAGGUAGAGCGUUUCACCUCGGCUCAGGACCGCUUUAACCAAACCACACAGAGGAGCGUCAACAAGUCAAUGCCGGCGGUGUUUAAGAUCGAGCUGAAACAUGGGGAGUUUACAUGGCUGGUGAAGAGGAAAGAGAAACACUUCAUGGAUCUCCACAAAGAGCUGAGGACAUACAAGGCCCUCCUGAGGCUGCCGCUGCCGACACGCAGUCACACAAUAAAGAGGCAGGGGGUGACGAGGAAUGAGGCAAGUCGGAUGCCGAAUCUCCCGAGAGGAGGAGGGGAUGAGCUGGGCAGAGAGGAGCAAGUUUCUAGUCGCAGGAAACAACUGGAAGAUUACUUGAACAAGCUGCUAAAGAUGCCAACGUACAGGAACUUCCAUGCAACGAUGGAGUUUAUUGAUGUUAGCCAGCUGUCGUUUAUCCAUGACCUGGGACCAAAAGGCCUGGAAGGAAUGGUGCUGAAGCGAUCUGGCGGCCAUCGAAUCCCUGGGAUGAACUGCUGCGGUCGCAGCAAAAUGUGCUACCGCUGGUCCAAACGCUGGCUGGUGGUGAAGGACUCAUUCUUGCUGUACAUGAAGCCAGAUUCAGGCGCCAUUUCUUUUGUGAUGUUGUUCGACAAAGAGUUCAGCAUCAAGAUGGACUCCAGAGACACAGAGACCAAACACGGUGUUCGCAUCGACAGUCUGUCCAGAUCACUGGUGCUAAAAUGCAGCAGCUACAGACACGCCCGCUGGUGGGGUCAGGCCAUUGAGGGCCUUGCCCAGAAGCAUGGCUCGGCCUUCCUCAAGGACCAUCGCUUUGGAUCCUUUGCUAGAGAAGAAGUGAACAUCCUCGCCAAAUGGUAUGUGAAUGGAAAAACAUAUAUGGAGGACGUGGCCGAUGCUCUUGAAGAAGCCAAAGAGGAAAUAUUCAUCACAGACUGGUGGUUGAGUCCUGAGAUCUUCCUGAAGAGGCCAGUUGUUGAGGGCAACCGCUGGCGCCUGGACUGCAUACUGAAACGCAAAGCGCAACAAGGAGUAAAAAUCUUUGUGAUGCUGUACAAGGAGGUGGAGUUAGCUCUGGGCAUCAACUCAGGAUACAGCAAGAGGACGCUGCUGCACCUCCACCCCAACAUCAAGGUGAUGCGCCACCCAGACCACGUCUCCUCGUCUGUCUACCUUUGGGCACAUCACGAGAAGAUCAUCGUUAUCGACCAAUCAGUGGCCUUUGUUGGUGGGAUUGACCUGGCGUACGGUCGUUGGGACGACAGGGAACACCGGCUGACGGAUGUUGGGAGUGUAACACGCUCACACUUGGAGCAGGCUGAAGCUGCCUCCUCCAGCAUGGCUGCCCGAGCUAACGGCAGCGGUGCUGUUUCCCAGAGCAAUGGGAAAGGCAUUUUUACAGUGACGGACUCGGGGGACCAGCCUAAGCUGAAGGGUCAGAGGAGGACAAGGAGGAACAGGUUCAGCAUCAAGAGACACCUGCAGAAACACAGGCUGGCUCAUGCUGACAGUGACAGCGACAGUGACCUGGAGAACGAAGAGAGAAGUGGCUCAAUGUGUAGUCUACAAACAGGAGUCGGGGAGCUCUUUGGAAACACACGAUUCUGGCAUGGAAAAGACUACUGCAACUUUGUGUACAAGGACUGGAUUCAGCUGGACAAACCAUUCGAUGAUUUCAUAGACAGACACACAACUCCCAGAAUGCCUUGGCACGACAUCUCCUCUGUGGUUCAUGGGAAAGCAGCUCGAGAUGUGGCCAGACACUUCAUCCAGCGGUGGAACUUCACCAAGCUUGUGAAGCCAAAGUACCGUUCUCUGUCGUACCCGUACCUGCUGCCCAAGUCUCACACCACAGCUGCAGAGCAGCGAUACCAAGUCCCCAACUGCAUCCCCACAAAAGUACAGAUCCUCCGCUCAGCCUCUGACUGGUCUGCUGGCAUCAAAUACCAUGAGGAGUCCAUCCACAACGCCUAUAUCCACACCAUCCAGAACAGCAAACACUUCAUCUACAUAGAGAAUCAGUUCUUCAUCAGCUGUGCAGACAACAGACAUGUUUUCAACAAAAUCGGAGACGCUAUUGCCGAGCGCAUCAUCAGAGCACACAGGGAGGGUAAAAGGUACCGAGUGUACGUGGUGACGCCUCUGCUGCCGGGAUUUGAAGGAGACAUCAAAACCGGAGGGGGCAGCGCCCUCCAGGCCAUCAUGCACUUCAACUACAGGACCAUGAACAGAGGAGACCACUCCAUCAUCUCCCAGGUCAGGAGAGAGAUGGGAGACCAGUGGAUGAACUACAUCUCCAUCACUGGUUUGAGGACUCAUGCUGAGCUGGAGGGGAAGCUGGUCACCGAGCUCAUCUACGUCCACAGCAAGAUGCUCAUUGCUGACGACAACACUGUUAUAAUCGGUUCUGCCAACAUCAACGACAGGAGCAUGCUGGGAAAGAGGGACAGCGAGGUGGCGGUGAUCGUGGAGGACUCAGAGACAGUGACGGCAGUGAUGGACGGGCAGCCUUAUCAAGCCGGAAAAUACGCUCUGCAGCUCCGCCUUGAGUGCUUCAAGAUGAUUUUGGGCGCUCACACAGACCCCUCCAUUGACGUGUCAGAUCCUAUCAGUGACCACUUCUACAAGGAGGUCUGGAUGGCGACAUGUGCUCGCAACGCCACCAUUUACCAGAAGGUUUUCCGUUGUCUGCCGUCCAGUGAUGUCCGUAACAUCCUGGAGCUUGAGGGCUACCUGGCCAAAUCAGGCCUGGACAAGGAGGACCCAGCUCGGGCUCACGAGGAGCUGAAGAAGAUCCGUGGCUUUCUGGUCCAGUUUCCUCUUCAGUUCCUGUGCGAGCAGAACCUGCUUCCUCCCAUCGGCUCCAAGGAGGCCAUGGUGCCCAUGGAGGUCUGGACCUGAGACAGAGGGACUUACCUGUGCAUUCAUGUGUUCACACACAGCAUAUGGAAGGCUCACAAGGCUGACUCUGGUGCCAGAUUGGAGGUCAUGGUGGCUGAAAACAGCUGAGCAGCCUUUUUAAAAUCAUGGCUGUUUUAGUGUUUUUUACAGUUACAAAAAUAACUAACAACAGUAACUGAUAAUAACUUUCUUGUGGCUUGUAGUCACAGGUUUUCAAGCCGCCCAGGCAAUUGGUUUUCUCUUGCUUUGUGCGACAGUGGUUCCCAACCCCUGGUCUGUGGACUGUUAUUGAACAUGCGAGGAAACAAUGUGAUUUUGAAAAAAAAAUGCUGAGUUAUAAUAAUCUUAUUAGGGUGUUUGUGCAGUUAAAACCUUGAACUCGGUGCAGUCUCUCUGUGCUGCAUCUUUCCGCAUCAGUCUGUCUCGCCCACAACAACAUUAUACUGGUUUGAUCUAUAAAAACAAAAACUUUGAGAGUUUAAAAGACGUGAGAAAAAUGUUGGCAACAUAUCUUCCUGCAAACCACGGAUACAUUACAUGUGUGCAUUAUUAUGUAGUGCAUAGGCUGAAACUCUACUUUCCAAUGUCACUGUGGUUAACAUGUGGUUGGGUAAAGGCACAAAACCACUUGCCUAUAGUUAGUAAAAAAAAAUAAUCAUGUUUUGGCUUAAAAUACCUUGUUUACGUGGCACUAUCCUGGCUGGAAACACAGCAAUGUCUUGGUAAAAACAUCCACUUUUUGUGGCACUACUGCUGCUGGAAACACAGCAACAGAUCGCUACAAAACACAUGAGUUCGGUGGCUAGAAAGCUGCUGGAAACACAAAAAUGACUCACUAAAACAUAAGUAGUGUUGUUGUUUGUUGGUCUAGAACAGUGGUCUGUAGCUUGGCAGGCGUCUCGCUUAGGUGUCACACCAUCCACUGUCCCUUCCAUCUCAUGAUAACAAAGUCAGUUCAUACACUACGUUACUUUAGAAAUAUUAACAUGAUAUGUAUGAAAUGUGCAAAUAUAUUAUUCGUGGUUUGCAGAAAAGUUCAAUGCCAACAUUUUCUAUUUUGCUAUAAUAUGCAAAUGUCUGACCUACUUAGAGCCUUACUUUUAUUCCGGUUGUAAUAUGAAAAUUAUCCACAAAACAGAAAUGCCUGAAAACACCUGAUGUACUGGAUUGUUAAAGGAAAACUACAUUUUUUGGUUCUUUCAGUUAGAUAACAUUGUACUGAAGGGUUGGGGGCAGCAUAUUUUAACAGGGCAACAAACAGGAGUAAACGGAUUGUAAACAAACCUCCAGGUUAUUUAAAUGUACUUUGAGGAGAAAACAAAGGUGCCAGGUAAAAUGAUCACCCAGACUGUCUGUUUUUAACAUCCAGCACUGUUUACAGACAGACUUUGAUCUGUAGUUGUGUGUAGUUUUCCUGAGGGCUGGCAGAUUAUUAUCAAUACUUGAGGUGUGCUCGCUCUCAGUUUGACUGCUCAAAUAGUGGUUUCAGAUAAACUGGAUAAUCUGGUUUCGUCUAUAGUUUGUCUGAUCGUCUGGCUGCUCAUGUUUUCUUACUCAGACCUCUUUUUUUAGUGUCCACAUGCAUCGUGGAGAUUCAAAAAUAAAACUCAAGUUUUAAGAAAUGUAUAAGACGGGGCAUCGGUGGCUUAGUGGUUAGAGCACGCACCCCACGCAUAGAGGUGCUGCAGCGGCCGGGACUCGACUCCGGCUUACAGCCCCCCACUGUAAAACUGCACCCAGAGAUUAAAAUGUUCCCAUUAUUUAGGAGAGGAGAAUAAGAGACUGUUCACUGUUCUGUUCACUGCCUGAAUUUACAUCAUUUGCAGCCAAAAUGACCCCCAAAAUGGCAUCAGCUGUGGUUGUGAACAAAGCCUCUGUACCAGCAGUGCGACUAAAUGCACACAAAUAACAUCACACUUAACACAGAGACACAACAUCAUCAGAAAAACAAGGAGACUCUAAGAGCUGAUAUGCAACACAUACAGACACACACAUGUACAUGCAAACAUGGAGAGAAGUGGACCAGCAGACAGAGCGUUGCACUCUGCAGUGCCUGACAAUCCAGGCCUCAUGUUUACAGAAUAUAGAAGAAGAAGAAGAAACGGAAAAAAUAGAAGUGAUCGACUCUGAGGCCUGACCCGCCUCUUCCUGCCCCCUCACCACCACCAAGCUAUUACUCUGUAAUCUCCUAAAAAAAACGGCUUCAUUCUCUAACACUAUGCAAUGUCCAGGGCCAGCGAAUGCAGCUCUGACUCUUCUGUGUUGAGAGUAUGAAAGGGCACUAAAAUAAGAGACUUUUUAAUGAAGAAGACAGUGGUGCAGAAAAGAGGAUGAAGAGCUGCGUGGCGCUGUCACACCUCUACAGCCAUUUUGUCUCAUAUUGCCCUGCAUUUAAUAUUUAUGUCAAACAGGAAAUCACAAGUGCCAAAAAUGACAGACUGUAGCCUGUACAUACAUUCAUUUACAUUCCUCAUACUGUGGAUUCUACAUUAAGCCUUAAGUGACCUGUUUUUAUGCUCUGAUCUGGUCUUUGUAGUUCCUUUGGUUAUGCUUUAUGUUACUGGACUGUAAUUUCCUAAUAGCAAAGUUUUCUGGAAAGACUUAAUAAUUUGGUACUAAUUACAUUAUAGAGAAAAUGGGAUCAUUUAUAAUUGGAAACUUUAUUCUCUAUUUAUAUUUUUUUCCUGUAGACAAAUUUCCUCUUUGCAUGUUCAGCUGAACUGCUGUGCAUUGACUGAAAGACUAAGUGACACUUGUAGCUACUUUGCAUUAAUAAUUGAAAAUGUGAACAAGUAAUUAUCCUUUUCAGGACCGUCAGGAAAUUACAGACUGGAAUUAACUGUUAUUGUUCUUUUUUACAUAACCCACAGAUUCAUGCAUGAUAAACUUAUUACAAUGCUGCGUUUCAUUCAAUGUCUGGAUGUAAGAAUUCUUACUAGAAUACUUCACCUACAAAAUGACCAUUUGAAUAUCAAUUAUUCACCAUUUGGUACCCUGAAUUCCAGUGUAAUUCUGCAUUUAACAACAGCAAACCUUUAUCAAAACAUAGUUUCUCAAAUUCUCACACAACUCAUGCAAUAAAACCCAAGGCUUCCCAACCAAUGCAUUUUAGCUAAAAUGUUACAAAAUAAAACACUUAGGCCUAUGAGUAACGUGCCGUGAGCAUGCUACUUGGCUGUGCAUCAGACUGUACUGGUGUGUUUUAAACAUAAUGUUUUAGCAGUUUUGGAUUGUUCGUUCUUCGUGGAGGCAUGUGAGAAAAAAAUUUUUUUUGGGCAUAACAUGCAGUGAGUAAUUAAUAUUCAGAUGGUCAUUUUGCAGGUAUUAUUUUCAGCAGCAGACAAAUUUUAUAUAAACAGGUGAUAAGAAUUUGUUAGGUAAAGUUUCGGCAGCUGUAUGUGCAAAUGCUAUUUCACCUUUAGCACCUUUGUUCUGCUGCCCCCAAGUGGCCAAAAAAAUCUGUUGUUGCAUGUUUAAGAUCUUGAGUAGUGCAGUUCUAAGGUUUUUAAAAAAAAUUAAGUUUAAAAAACAAUUCAUUAAGUUAGAAACAAUGGUGUGGCAGCCUUAACAUUGUAAACUCCAUGUUGAAGUCCGAUCAACAGAAUCUCUUUUGGAAACCUUGUGGCUGUACUCCCUUCUUGAAAUUCAAAUGCAGUCGUCUUUAGGUUUCCGAUUUUCCGACAUUUCUGGAACACAGCAUCAAUAUUCCUCAGUGUCUUCAUCGUUGGUCUGUUAGUGAUCUGCAUGAUAGUGUUUUGUGCUGUAAAACAUGAAAUGAUUCGUGCAGCUGACAGCAUGACAACAGCAUGUUGCCGUUAAACAUUACAGACAAAAAGCAUGAACCCUGCAAGCUGUAUGGUUGCCUUUAAAGCCAUGGACAAUAUUGAUGCUAAACAGCGUGCCUGUCAACAACCUGAAGCUUCUCCACAGAUAAUAUUUAUGGAAAAUGGGACCUUAAAUGUGCUCUUCUUUUUAAUCUUCCUCUCUACCUCCCUGUGUUUCUACCUCCUGCUCCGGUGCAUGCUUCUAGUCUUUGUGAUGAAUUCAGAUUUUGAAAUAUCAGGAAUACUUUUAGCUACCCCCCUAAUUAAGCCAAGUAAUCUGAAAGGCAAAGCAGAUGUUUUACUUUUGGUGGUCUGUGCAAUACCGGCAUGCUUACAUCUAAAACGGAAAGUGUAAAGACAAUAAAAACUGAUUUCACCCUUCAGAAAUAGGAUAACAUCAUCAGCAAAGAUGUUGACUUGGAUGGAAAUAUUUUCUGUGUAUCCACAAAAAUGGCAUUUAAACCACAAAUGUGGAUGUAGGUAUUGUUAUUGAUUGGGACCACAGACAUACAAUGCACAUGAAUUCAUACCAGGUUUAAAUGCAGCUUGAAAUCUUCAGCAGUUGGCUCAUUUUCCUCACACCUGACCUGUCGAGGUUGAGAAACACUAACCUGUCCUGUCUUUUCUCUGUCUGGCUUUAAAUCACUGUGUCUCUAUGAAAAUGCACUAUUUGCACAGACUGUUGUUUUCUUGUGGCGACCCCUUAAGAUCUGCAGUACCAUGUUAUUCAUGUGUCGCUUUUUGUGAAAUGAUGGAAUAAAAUAAAUGAUGUGAUAA